Molecule: messenger RNA, 794 nt
Organism: Durusdinium trenchii
Lineage: Eukaryota; Dinophyceae; Suessiales; Symbiodiniaceae
Source: the annotation of a GenBank genome assembly
GUCGACAAUCCAAAACUGCUUUGCGCAAGUGUGGCUGUGGGAACCGCCAAAAAAACGGGCGAUGCUGAUUCUUUGAUGGAUCGAGUGGUCAACGCCACAUAUGACCUUUGCCGGUCGAAUCCGGGUGCGGGAUUGAUUCCAACCUUCCCUGACUUUGCCCCGCUUCUCGCAAAGAUGUCUGAAACGCAGACUCGGAGUGAAGAUCCAGGUUACCAGGUCACCGUGGUCAAUGCUGAUGGGUUGAUUGUGAAGGAACCCUUCUUUGAGCAGUUCGGGGAAGGUGAGAAUGAGAUUGCCGAAUUUCACGCCAUCAUUGAAGACCAUAACAGCAAGUACAACCGCGAGGGUGUGCGACUUGCGCGGGAGACCACCGCCAAUCCUGUGGAAAGUGAAGGUUCUGGCCCAAUGUCCUGCCCUUUGGUUGAGAGCGCUGAGCCGCUGACCAUGGACAAGUUGGCCAGCAUGGAUUUGUCCAGUCCUUGGCAAUUGUUCGCACUCCCUCACCCUCACCUAGAUUAGGCCUUCUAGAGCCACAUUGAUGAUAUUUCUUGCAAGCAAGGGCAGGUGACCCAUAUAGCCAAGGUCUGAACUCCAGAUCAACUCAACCCUCUCCCUGCUGGUGAAUGAGUCCGGAACUGCUUUGCAAACUGACGCUGCAUUGACACAUUUCUGUUACAACCUCCCUUUGUCGACCAAUGUUUAGACAGUUUCUUUCCGUUCUUUCCACACAUUCAGGCCUGGUUCCCUCCAAAAGAGUUGGUUUAUGCUUUCCGGAUCGCUAUGUUAUGUUUCUU